Molecule: messenger RNA, 2980 nt
Organism: Dipodomys ordii (Ord's kangaroo rat)
Lineage: Eukaryota; Metazoa; Chordata; Mammalia; Rodentia; Heteromyidae
Gene: Hk3
Product: hexokinase 3 (white cell)
Exons: 19
Coding region: 94-2856 (920 amino acids)
Biological process (GO): intracellular glucose homeostasis; glucose 6-phosphate metabolic process; glycolytic process
Cellular component (GO): cytosol; mitochondrion
Molecular function (GO): ATP binding; glucokinase activity; D-glucose binding
Source: RefSeq, a predicted model, not a curated record
CGCUGUGGAACUUCACCUCUGGAGAGAAGAGCUCAGGCCUCAGGAUCGAGACAUCGGUCACACCGAAGUUGUCAGCUGCUUUCUGUGGAACGGAUGGAGGCCACACUGCAGCCUGGGCUGGAGGCCCGGGGCUGUCCCCAGGUCGCCUCGCCACACCCCGCAGAUAGCUGGGAGCUGGUACAGGAGUGUCUUCAGCAAUUCAAGGUGACAAGGACACAGCUGCAGCAGAUCCAGGCCAGCCUCCUGGGCUCCAUGGAGCAGGCGCUCAGGGGACAGGCCGGCCCGGCCCCUAGUGUUCGGAUGCUGCCCACCUACGUGGGCUCCACACCACAUGGCACUGAGCAAGGAGAUUUCUUGGUGCUGGAGCUGGGGGCCACAGGGGCCUCCCUGCGUGUCUUGUGGGUGACGCUGACGGGCACCGAAGGGCACAGAGUAGAGCCCAGAACACAGGAGUUUGCAAUCCCCCAAGAGGUGGUGCUGGGCCCUGGGCAGCAGCUCUUCGAUUUUGCUGCCCGCUGCCUGAGUGAGUUCCUGGACACGCAGCCCGUGGGCAGUCAGCGUCUACAGCUCGGCUUCAGCUUCUCUUUCCCUUGUCACCAGACUGGCCUGGACAGGAGCACCCUCAUCUCCUGGACCAAAGGUUUUCGGUGCAGUGGCGUGGAAGGGCAGGACGUGGUCCAGCUGCUGAGGGACGCCAUUCGGAGGCAGGGGGCCUACAGCAUUGAUGUGGUUGCGGUCGUGAACGACACCGUGGGUACCAUGAUGGGCUGCGAGCUGGGCGCGGGGCCGUGUGAGAUCGGGCUGAUCGUGGACACGGGCACCAACGCCUGCUACAUGGAGGAGGCGCGGCACGUGGCAGUGCUGGAUGAGGACCGGGGCCGCAGCUGCGUGAGCGUGGAGUGGGGCUCCUUCGAUGAUCACGCGGCUCUAGGCCCAGUGCUGACCACCUUUGACCUUACCCUGGACCGCGAGUCUCUGAAUCCCGGUGCCCAAAGGUUUGAGAAGAUGAUUGGGGGGUUGUACCUGGGGGAGCUGGUGCGGCUGGUGCUGCUCCAUCUGGCCCAGCGUGGCGUGCUCUUUGGCGGUUCUACCUCUCCUGCCUUACUGACCCCAGGCAGCAUCGACCUGGAGCACGUGGCUUGCAUGGAGGACCCCUCCACGGGGGCCGCCUGUGCCCAGGACAUCCUGAAGGGUUUGGGCCUGAGCCCCAAGGCCCAGGACGCGGAGCUGGUGCAGCGCGUGUGCACGGCUGUGAGCACCCGAGCCGCCCAGCUCUGCGCCGCCGCCCUGGCUGCAGUCCUGGUUCGUCUCCAGCGCAGCCGAGAACAGCAGGAGCUCCGAGUGGCGGUGGCCGUGGGAGGCCGCGUGUUCGAGCAGCACCCCAGGUUCCACAGCAUCCUCCGGGACAUGGUGGUGCUCUUGGCUCCCCAAUGUGACGUGUCCUUUGUCCCCUCUGUGGAUGGAGGGGGCCGGGGCGUCGCCAUGGUGACGGCCGUGGCUGCCCGUCUGGCUGCUCAGCGCCACCUACUGGAGGAGACGCUGGCACCCUUCCGAUUGAGCAGGGAGCAGCUGGUGGCGGUGCAGGCGCAGAUGCGGGAGGCCAUGGCCAGAGGCCUCAAGGGAGAGGCCUCUUCCCUCCGAAUGCUGUCCACGUAUGUCCGGGCCACCCCGGAUGGCAGCGAGCGAGGGGACUUCCUGGCCUUGGAUCUGGGGGGCACCAACUUCCGGGUCCUCCUGGUCCGUGUGGCCGAGGCGGGCGUCCAGAUCACCAGCCACAUCUACUCCAUCCCCGAGUGUGUGGCCCAGGGCUCGGGGCAGCAGCUGUUUGAUCACAUCGUGGACUGCAUCGUGGAUUUCCAACAGCAGCAGGGCCUGAGCGGGCGGAGCCUGCCUCUGGGCUUUACCUUCUCCUUCCCUUGCAAGCAGCUGGGCCUGGACCAGGGCGUUCUCUUGAACUGGACUAAGGGUUUCAAGGCAUCAGACUGUGAGGGCCGAGACGUCGUGUGUCUGUUGCGGGAAGCCAUUGGCCGCAGACAGGCGGUGGAGCUGAAUGUGGUCGCCAUUGUCAAUGACACAGUGGGGACCAUGAUGUCCUGCGGCUAUGAAGAUCCCCGUUGCGAGAUGGGCCUCAUUGUGGGGACGGGAACAAAUGCUUGCUAUAUGGAAGAGCUCCAGAACGUUCCAGGCGUGCCUGGGGAUCAAGGCCGCAUGUGUAUCAAUAUGGAGUGGGGUGCCUUUGGGGACGACGGUUCACUGGGCACGCUUGGCACUUGUUUUGACGAGAGCGUGGACCAGGCAUCCAUCAAUCCCGGCAAGCAGAGGUUUGAGAAGAUGAUCAGCGGGAUGUACCUAGGAGAGAUCGUCCGCCAUAUUCUCUUGCAUUUGACCAGCCUCGGAGUUCUCUUCCGGGGUCAGGUGACCCAGCGCCUUCAGACCAGAGACAUCUUCAAGACCAAGUUUCUGUCUGAGAUCGAAAGCGACAGCCUGGCCCUGCGGCAGGUCCGAGCCAUCCUGGAGGCCCUGGGCCUGCCCCUAACGUCUGACGAUGCUCUGAUGGUCCUGGAGGUGUGCCAGGCGGUGUCCCGCAGGGCUGCCCAACUCUGCGGGGCGGGGGUGGCUGCUGUGGUGGAGAAGAUCCGGGAGAACCGGGGCCUGGACGAGCUGGCCGUGUCUGUGGGGGUGGACGGGACCCUCUACAAGCUGCAUCCGCACUUCUCUAGCUUGGUGGCAGCUACAGUGCGGGAGCUGGCUCCUCGUUGUGCGGUCACCUUCCUACAGUCGGAGGACGGGUCUGGCAAAGGUGCAGCUCUAGUCACCGCCGUUGCCUGUCGCCUGGCCCAGGAGGCCCAAGUCUGAGGAAGUCUCUGGGAACGACAGGACAAGGAUCUGCGGUUCAAGCUGUCCCUGAGCCAGCCCACCCGGGACUCCCAGACAAGCCUGUGUGUGUGACCAUCUGCCCCUUGUGCCCUGACUUUUUUUC